UUUCCGUUAUUUAGGGUUUUAUGAUCUUAUUUUAUUCUCUAAAAUGUCAAAUUCUUCUCAGAAAGUUGGAAUUUUGGUUCCAUUAACAGAUGAAGAAGAAAAAAACACUUCAAAUCCAAUCCCAAGCAUUGAAAUUAGUAAAGGAGUUAAUGUUAUAGGGCGAGAAGUUAUUCCGAUUCCCGACAAAAGACUUAGUCGCAAACAUGUCACUAUUACUGUCUCUCCCGAUGUUUCUUCUGCUCAACUUUUCGUGGAAGGAACAAACCCGGUUGUGAUUAGAUCUCAGGGUCAAAGGAAGAAGCUUUUGUCUCGAGAGAAACAGACGAUUAGAGAUGGUGAUAUUAUAGAAUUAAUCCCUGGGCACUACUUGUUUAGCUAUAGAGCUAUCGAUAUUAUAAGAAAAGGAUCUUCAUCAAACACCGGAAAGAGACCAAUAACUGAAGGAGUUCAAGAUGAGUCACCUACACAAAAACGAUUGCGACAAGUCUCCCAAGAUGAGGCCCUUGCUAGAAGAUUGCAGAUGGAAAUGAAUGAUGAUAUACAAGAUAAGGAAAGCUCUGUUGAGGCAAUUCGCAAUUUUAAGCCCCCAAAAGAGAUAUUGUCCAUGACCUUUCGGCUUAUGCGCGUGAAAGGUCUGCAAUCAUGGGCUAAUACUAGUUCUGUGUCAGUUGGUGAUGUGAUUCAGGGGAAUGUGCUUGUUGCUGUUCUUUCAAACUACAUGGUGGACAUUGAUUGGUUGAUAUCAGCAUGUCCAACUCUAAAGAAUAUCCCUCAUGUUUUGGUGGUUCACGGUGAAAGUGAUGGUAGACUGGAGCAUAUGAAGAAAAGCAAACCUGCAAAUUGGAUUUUGCACAAACCACCAUUACCUAUUGCAUGGGGAACACACCAUUCCAAAGCCAUGUUUCUGGUCUACGCUGAAGGAGUGCGAGUUAUCGUCCAUACAGCAAACUUAAUUUACGUUGAUUGGAAUAACAAAAGCCAAGGUCUCUGGAUGCAAGAUUUCCCCUGGAAAAGUCAAGAUAAUUUAAACAAAGGAAGUGCUUUUGAAACCGACCUGAUCGACUAUCUUAAUGCAUUGAAGUGGCCUGAGUUUUCUGUCAAACUUCCGGAAGUAGGCAAUCUCAGCUUCAACUCGUCCUUCUUUAAAAAAUUUGAUUACAGUAGUGCUACGGUAAGGUUAAUAGCUUCUGUGCCUGGAUAUCAUACAGGCUCAAAUGUCAAGAAAUGGGGGCACAUGAAGCUACGAUCCAUUCUACAGGACUGUAUUUUUGAUAAAGAGUUCCAGAACUCACCCCUGGUUUAUCAGUUCUCUUCCCUGGGUUCUUUAGAUGAGAAGUGGAUGACUGAGCUGGCAUUUUCAAUGUCGGCAGGAGUUUCAGAUGAUAAGAAGCCUCUUGGCCUGGGGGAACCUCUAAUUGUAUGGCCUACAGUUGAGGAUAUCAGGUGUUCUCUUGAGGGUUAUGCAGCUGGGAGCUGUGUUCCAAGCCCUCAAAAGAAUGUAGAGAAAGCAUUCCUGAAGAGAUAUUGGGCGAAAUGGAAAGCAAGCCACACCGGUCGCUGUCGUGCAAUGCCUCAUAUAAAGACAUUUACUCGUUAUAACGGUCAAAACCUUGCAUGGUUCUUGCUAACUUCAGCAAACCUUAGUAAAGCUGCAUGGGGAGCACUACAAAAAAAUAAUAGUCAGCUGAUGAUUCGAUCCUACGAGCUUGGCGUGCUGUUUUUACCAUCUUCAACCAAUCAUGUUCCUCCAUUUUCUUGUACUGAAAUAGGGAGCGCUUCAAAGAAUAAAUGUGGGUCCUCUUUGAAAAAUCCUGAUAUCAGUAGAACAAAACUUGUAACAUUGGCUUCAGUACAUAACCAGAAAAGAGAUCUGUCAGAGGUGAUUACGUUGCCUGUGCCAUACGAACUCCCUCCAAGACGUUACUCUUCAGAAGAUGUUCCUUGGUCAUGGGAUCGACAAUAUAAGAAGAGGGAUGUUUUGGGUCAAGUUUGGCCUUAGAAAAGUUCAAUUUAAUUUGUAUAUAACAUUUUCGGAACAGAUUAGGAACCAACAGAUUACUUGCAUUGUUAGUUGUUAGAAAACAUUAACAUUGUUUUUAUUGGUUUUUGACAAUUUCUUGCUUUCGAGACCGUCUAGUUGUAUAUUGUGUUAAUUACUUAAUUUGAUUGUAACCACAUUACCUUUAA
Molecule: messenger RNA, 2187 nt
Organism: Erigeron canadensis
Lineage: Eukaryota; Viridiplantae; Streptophyta; Magnoliopsida; Asterales; Asteraceae
Product: tyrosyl-DNA phosphodiesterase 1
Exons: 16
Coding region: 44-1999 (651 amino acids)
Biological process (GO): single strand break repair; double-strand break repair
Cellular component (GO): nucleus
Molecular function (GO): protein binding; single-stranded DNA binding; double-stranded DNA binding
Source: RefSeq, a predicted model, not a curated record